This is a messenger RNA of Caenorhabditis elegans, 1037 nucleotides long. RefSeq names its product Serpentine receptor class r-10 (gene str-162). Gene Ontology annotation, cellular component: ciliary membrane. The record is from RefSeq and is marked reviewed. NCBI's taxonomy places the organism in Eukaryota, Metazoa, Nematoda, Chromadorea, Rhabditida, Rhabditidae. The transcript has 6 exons. Gene Ontology annotation, biological process: detection of chemical stimulus involved in sensory perception of smell. The coding region runs from base 21 to 1037 and encodes 338 amino acids.
UCUUACCUCCAUCUAACAAAAUGAAUACAGCUAUAAAAAAUGAUGUUCAAAACGUUGCGUUUUCGAUGGCAUUCAUCACGAAUUGCACACUGAUUUUAUUGAUUUUUUCAAGAUCUCCUUUCAAACUGGGGACUUAUAAGUACCUGAUGGUUUACUUUGCCUCAGUUUCUUUGUUUUAUUCAUUUCUUGAAUGUUUACUGAAUCCGUUAUUACUAUCAUAUAAAGAUUGCUUUCAAGUGAUCGUGAAACUACAAUUCUCAAACCCAAAAGUCGAUCGUUAUAUUUUAUAUUACGGUUGUGGAAUCUGCGGAGUUCUGAUGCCAAUGUUCGUUGUUCACUUUAUCUUCCGAUAUUUUGCAAUGCAAAGAAAAGGGAAUCUGAAAUAUUUUGAAGGAUGGUACUUUCUAUAUUGGUUGUCUGUACCGCUUAUUAGUGGAUUCUUGUGGGCUCAGACACUUUUUGCGUUUUUAUACGAAGAUACUGAAAGCUCGGAUUAUAUGAGAGAAAUAUUACUUGAAAAUUAUGGUCUAAAUAUCUCUGAUAUAACCUAUGUGGGAGUUUUAUACUACAAAAAGUCAAUUUCCGGUAGCGGCACUGAACCAAAUUUUACUGGACUUCAAGGUGUUUGUGUUUUGGGUACAAUUAUGACAGUAUGCUUCUGCUUCAUUAUUUACUUCGGUACAUUGACCUACAAAAGAAUCAUGCAUUUGAUAUUGGAAGGAAGAUCAGAAUAUACGAGAAGACUUCAAAAACAAUUGUAUCAAGCACUUGUUAUUCAGACAAUAAUUCCCAUAUUCUUUUUGAUUCUACCACUUACCAUAUACUUCUACUCUCCGUUAUUCCAUUUUGGUAAUCAAACGAUUGGUGACUGGACUGCUUUGAGUACAGCCAUCUACCCGAUUAUUGACCCGCUACCUGUCAUUUUUGUCAUUGACAAUUAUAGACUCGCAGUUUUAGAAUUUUUCGGAUGCAUCAAACCACAAAGAACAGUUUCUAUAAAUGUGACUUCAAGUAGCAAUGCGGCAGUGGAGAAUUAA